Emys orbicularis (European pond turtle) is the source of this 1489-nucleotide messenger RNA. RefSeq names its product 5'-nucleotidase, cytosolic IIIA (gene NT5C3A). Gene Ontology annotation, cellular component: cytoplasm. The coding region runs from base 79 to 1194 and encodes 371 amino acids. Gene Ontology annotation, molecular function: magnesium ion binding; 5'-nucleotidase activity. The transcript is spliced from 10 exons. The record is from RefSeq and is a predicted model, not a curated record. NCBI's taxonomy places the organism in Eukaryota, Metazoa, Chordata, Testudines, Emydidae.
AAAGGUUCUGUUGUUGGUGCACCAGCUGAUCGUCUGUAAGCUGUAUCGCUGAGCAUAACAAAGUGCUGUGCAUUGCUGAUGUGCGUCACAGGACCCUGGGUUUUUGCACAGGGAUUAGUCAGGCUGUAUUUGGAAACGCCCUCAACUGCACCUUGUGCUGCUAUAUUAGUGUUUCCCAAGCAAGAAGAAUUUUCUUUCACUCCUUCAGCUGCUCCGGCAAACCCCUCCGCCUGUAUGCAAGCCCUGCAUCUCUGGACGUUGCUUAGCACCUAUGCUGUUGCAGUAGGACAAAAUCAAGGACAGAAGAAUCAAGAGUGCCCUAAGCUCAACGCACAGAUGCCAGAAUUUCAGAAGAAGACUGUCCAUAUCAAGGACCCAGGAAGAGUAGAAGAAAUCAUCUGUGGACUCAUCAAAGGUGGAGCUGCCAAACUUCAGAUCAUUACAGAUUUUGAUAUGACAUUAAGUAGAUUUUCUUACAAUGGAAAAAGAUGUCCAACAUGUCACAAUGUCAUUGAUAACUGUAAGCUCAUCACAGAAGAAUGUCGGAAAAAGUUAUUGCAGCUGAAAGAAACAUAUUAUGCUAUUGAAAUUGACCCUGAUCUUACCAUUGAAGAAAAAUAUCCUUACAUGGUUGAAUGGUACAAUAAAUCACAUACUUUACUUGUUGAACAAGGUUUACAAAAGGAUAAAUUUGCAGAGAUCGUGAGGGAAUCUGAUGUUAUGCUGAAGGAAGGAUAUGAGAACUUCUUUGAUAAGCUCAAUGAACAUAAUAUUCCUGUGUUCAUAUUUUCUGCUGGGAUUGGAGACAUUCUAGAGGAAGUCAUCCAUCAGGCUGGUGUCUACCAUUCUAAUGUCAAAGUAGUUUCCAAUUUCAUGGAUUUUGAUGAGAGUGGUGUGUUAAAGGGAUUUAAAGGAGAAUUGAUUCAUGUUUAUAACAAACAUGAUGGUGCCUUGAAGAACACAGAGUACUUCAAACAGUUAAAAGACAACAGCAACAUCAUAUUGCUUGGAGAUUCACAGGGAGACUUAACUAUGGCAGAUGGAGUAGCAAAUGUUGAACACAUUCUUAAGAUUGGCUAUCUAAAUGAUAAAGUAGAAGAGCUUCUGGAAAAAUACAUGGACUCUUAUGAUAUUGUUUUGGUGAAAGAUGAAUCUUUGGAUGUGGCUAAUUCCAUUUUACAGAAAAUCCUGUAAAUUGCAUCCUCAAGUCACUCUACUUCUCCUAAUGGGACAACUGGACAGAAGAGCACAUUUGUGUUAUCUUAGAGAUGUGUUUAUUAUUCAUAUUGUUUUCUGAACUCUUGUAAUUCUUAAUUUAAAAAUUUUGAUCAUCACUUUGGUAUCUAAAAGUAAUAUACAGCAUCCAUUGUCAACUGGAAGCUUUACUGUUCUUAUGCCACCCCCUCACUGUCCUCACCUCUGCUCUGUUUUAACAGAUGUGAUUAACUUUACUGCUUAGAGGACAUUAAAAUUUGUUCUUUUAAUCAUG